AUGCCUAACCUCACCUCCCUUGUCACCGGCGCGGAACUGAUCGCCACAGGGCCCCGAACGCCAGCCCAAGCCUUCUACCAUCAAUAUGCCUUCGCGGUCACUGUUAAAAAUUUGAGCGACAGAGAUAUCCCCCAAUUCUAUGCCAAUAAUGCUGUCUUUCACAACCAGAACGGUGUGGAUUACAGCGGUGGUCAAAUCUGGCCUUGGAUCGAGCAACUUUUUGCUCAGUUCGAGAAGCUCUCACACGACUUAGUGAAAGUUUGGGAGAUUCAGAACGACGACGGGACAGUUGACCUAGUGUCUCAUGUCGUCCGCCACAUCUGGGCUGCCGGCAACGAAGGCCAUAAUCCCACCGUAAGCGUCCCUCUAUCGAUGGUGUGCAAAAUCAGUUCCAACAACGCACGAGGGACGGUGGACGGCCUACAAUUUGAAGAGGUCUGGCUCUAUUGGGAUACCUACAAGCUCCUGCCAUACUUCUCGGAGGACUCGAUAUUGUUUAGCGCGAAGAACAUUUUCGAUGAUAAAUGA
Messenger RNA from Penicillium argentinense, 528 nucleotides. RefSeq lists its product as uncharacterized. The record is from RefSeq and is a predicted model, not a curated record. Lineage: Eukaryota; Fungi; Ascomycota; Eurotiomycetes; Eurotiales; Aspergillaceae. Bases 1 to 528 code for a protein of 175 amino acids. The transcript has a single exon.